Messenger RNA from Rhopilema esculentum, 5806 nucleotides. RefSeq lists its product as uncharacterized. NCBI's taxonomy places the organism in Eukaryota, Metazoa, Cnidaria, Scyphozoa, Rhizostomeae, Rhizostomatidae. Gene Ontology annotation, biological process: regulation of DNA-templated transcription. Gene Ontology annotation, molecular function: transcription coregulator activity. The record is from RefSeq and is a predicted model, not a curated record. Gene Ontology annotation, cellular component: nucleus.
GCUUGAAUGCGAAAGAGGCAUUUCCAAAAGCGUGGCGAAUGAUUUGCAAACUUGAAAAACGGCUCUAAAACAUCCAAGAUGUAAAUAAACAAGAUUUGUUCGAUGGCAUGGAGGAGAAAAAGGAAUCAGUAGCUGCUUGCGAUACUUUAAACAUCGAUUCUGGAAGAAGUGUCGCCAAAAAGAAAAGAAAACAUGUUCAUGACGCAGAUACAAAAGUUCGUACUCCAACCCAAUCUCCGUCCAAGCGAAGAUUGAUAGAUAAUUCGAAAACAGGCUGUAAAAGUCCCAAGAAAAGGAAGACUGCACAUGAUGAUAACGCGGAAGAGCAAUUAGCCGAUGAUGACGAUUGGAAAAUUUGCAAAACAGAAGAAGAAGAAAGAGAAGAUGCUCUGACAGAUGUUGCUAAUGAGCUAGCUGAAAAGAUUGAUGCCAAGAAAAUAAGUUUGUCUGCAGCAAAUGUUAAAAGCAUAUUGCAUCAUCUUCUGACUGACAAACUACUUGUUGAAUUUACACAAAGAGUUGCACUGGAUGCUUCUGAUAAUGAUAUACAAGCCUCAAAUGAACUUGGCCUUGAGACAAGAAUUACACGAUCAAUAUGGAGAAAGGGAAAGACAGGUGACUCUAAGUUGCAGCCAAAGUUUUUUGAAACUGAUCUUGCAGAAGAUUCAGAAGAUGAAGAAUACCACCCAGAAAAAGAGAACUCUAUGGCUCCAAGUGAUGAUGAAAGUGUUACAACAAACUUUAGUGAUCAACCAUCGCCUUUUUUACCACGGACACCUGAUUCAGUGACUGCUUCACAUAAGGAGAAAGAAUCACUUGAAGUUAUUGAAGAAGGCGUAAGUCAAGACAGAACUUUUAAAGUGCCUGCCACCCCACCAUCUGCAAGUAAACAGAAGCAUGAUGGUGACUUUGACAAGGAAACCAUCGCAUAUAGGACAAGGUCAAAGAUUUCGAUGAGAGAACUUUCUUUAGAUGCCUUGACAGAAACCUUAACCCCUCCAGACUAUGAUCCUGCGCUUUACGACUUUCGGAAGCCAGAAGAGUUGGACCCGGAUGACCUUGAGUGGCAGAGUUGGCUCAGCAAUCUCUUUAGGCAGGAUGAACUUGACGAGUCAAUGGAAGAAAAUGAUGAGGACUUUAAUUUCAUGGCAACUGAAGAAGAAUUUGACAAAGAAGAAUUUAGAACUGACAAAGGAGUUCGGAUUACACACAAAGAAUUGGAAGGCUUACUAGAUGGAAUACUCGAUGACUUUGGUGACAAUAUAAAAGAUCAAAGCACCAUACUAAAAUUUGUCAUCCCCAAGGUCUCUUUGACGGCAGAACAGAAACUGCAAUUAAUUGCUCAGUUGCAACAGCACGUACAGCUCUUGACACAGUCCUACAUCCUGAGCUACAAAGACGAACUAUUGGUAAAAGAAAACAACGAAAGCAAAGAGCUGCUGCAAGAGCUUGCACGUUUCAAAGAUGCGGUAGAUGGCGAUGAGAAUUUGAGAAACAAUUCAGCAUACUGUAUGCCUGGGCUUCCUGGUGCUAUAAGGAUAAUUAAUACCAUUGAAGAGCAGUCUGAGCUUGAGAAAAUACUAGCCGAGAAGAAUGCCAUGCCAAUUUAUAGAGAAGCAUUUGAGCCAAGGCGUGGCAAGAGAAUAGUAGUGGACAUCCCCCCUAAAAUAGCCCUGAAGAUAUUCUCAGAGCCUUUUUUCUUGACAUAUCCAGAGCUGCUCCCGCACCAAGGCAUAUUGGCUACGGAGAGACUACAAGAAUUGUCCAAAGAAAAUGCUAGGUUAAAAUUUUUUAGAUGCGAGGAUAAUCUCUUAGCAAUGGGUCUGGCUCAGUUUGGCAAGAAUUACGAUAUGAUCGCGAAACAUUUAUUACCAAUUGCGACACCGAAGCAGCUGUAUACUAGGGCAAAGAAUCUGGUGUCAAAACGUGAAGAUGAUAACAAUCCAGUCAAAGUAUUAAGAAGGACAAAUUGUCUACCACCGUUGAUGACCAGUAUUUGCAUCAAUAUCCCUCGAUGUACACCAGCCAAAUCAUUAAAGGAUUCUUAUCACGACGUUUCAAAAAGAUCUAAGCUACCUCUCUGGGUUGAUAAAAUCCAUGGGUUAUUAAACCGAUUGGAAUCAGGCAGCUCGCCAAGGGUCCGAACACCUCAUCGAAAGCCUGCUCCUGUUUACCCAACGAAAUUUCGUCCAAUCGCUGCGAAUUGCAUCAUCAAGCAAUUGCCUCCAUUAAUACUGCAUAUCCCCCCGCCACCAGUUGUUAAGAAAAAACCGUCAAAAGCAACAAAAAUUAAAACAGUGUCCAAAGCCAUACAGACUGAGUUAGAGAGUGUGGAACCUAGUCAACCCGCACAUGAUGUUCCCAGCCUUGAAUCUUUAAAAGACGUGACCAAUCAAGGUGAAGGAGUCCCUCUCGAUUACAAAGUAUCUCAUGAUGUAGGAAUCUCUUGUGAACUUCAACAGGAACAGAAUAACGUAGGGCCGGAUACCGAGGAGAAGAUUUUCCUUAACGAAAGCACCUCUCCGGCUCACCAAGUCAGUUCAGGAAAAUUGAUCUGCCCUAUAAGUGAACCUGUAGGGCUAGGUACCACCAAUCAGCUGCAAUCUGAGGACCUUGGAAUUAGGCCGGAAUUUUCAGGUGAAAAAGUGCUGCCUUCGAUCGGAGUAGACCGAGCGAAAACUGAUGGGGAUUACCUGGCUGACAAGGUGAGCGAUAAUGACGAGGAACCGAAAUUAGGCGAAACGACCGAACCGGUCAUUAAUGCCGAGCUUGAGUUUUGCCUUGAUAACGAUAUAGGAUCGAGUCCUAUACAGAGUAAUUUAGAAUCAGGAAAUUGUUCUUUCGAUGAUGAUACUGAGGACUAUGAAGACAGUCGAAAUGAUGGUGCGUUGUCCAGGAAAGAAGGCCACGAUACUGAAGAAUAUGUUGAUGUUUGUGAUGGCAUCCAAGCUGAGAAUGGAAGUGGCAAAGGAACGACUUGUAAUGAAGAGAUUUUAGCGGAACAAACGAAAGACGUUGGGAAUGCAGAUGAAAAAAGUCUUGGGGAUAAAGACUCUCCAAAGGAUAAGAGCAGUUCAAGGGCAACUGCUAACACACGAAGAAAGAAGAUUGAGAAGAACGAAAACUUCAAUUGGAAUGAGAAGCUUCAAGAAAAAGCAUCUAAAUUUGCAGAUCUUUAUUUUGAAAAAGUCAAGGAAACUUUAUCUGAAAAACAAGAGCUAUACUGCGACUUCCUUCGACUCAUUGAUGAGGCUGGUCGCCAGAAACUGGACAGAGUUGAGGUAUACCGGAAAUUGUCCGAUUUAUUACAUGAUUACCCAGAGCUAGUCGAAAUGUUUGUUGGUUUCUUGGAACCAUCGCAAGCAAGGGACGUAGGCAAGUUUAAGACCUGGCUUGAAUUCGAUAAAGCACGCAACUUCCUCCUUAGCUGUGAGGCCUUUUUUCUGAAAACAAAACAUUACCAUCAGCUUCUGAGAAAGAAGAUCCGACUUCAUGAAAACGAGAAUGACUCAAGAAAGCUGUUUGAGGCUUUGAAAUCCCAUUUUCGAGGAAAUAACGAGCUUCUUACAGAACUGAGCACCAUGUUACCAGACCUGUCUCCUCCACGAAGCCGUUCUGAAGAUUUUGAAGUCAUUCAUUUUCGGCCGGAUCAAAAUGGAUUUGAUCACGUAGACGAAUUCGAAGAAAUCAAACUGAAGCCAAGUGACUACCUUGAUUUUGAAGACUUGCAACAGAAAAAGAAGAAUAUACUAGACGAUUUUGCCGCUUGGUUGCAAAAGCCCGCGUUAAACGCCCUCGAAAUCCGAGCGGAGAAGCAUGAUAGUCGCAAGAGUGAUUUAUCAACUGCCGCGCGCAAUGAUGCGGGCGUUAUGCCAGAAAAUGAGACAACUAGCAUAGGAGUUGGCACGGUACAAAAGGGUUCUUUAGAUUCAAAGAACGUAUUGGUACAGGAAAAACUUGAAGUUGUAACAGUGACGCAAUUUUCAGAUAAUAGUGGCGCUGUUGCAAAAAGGAGACCGUCAUUGAGUGCUCCACAACAAACAAGUCGCCAGAUUUCAUCUGUAAAUAGUAAAACCGUGAAUGAAAACCAUAUUGAAAGCAACAUUAACGACGAACAGACGGGAAACGAAGCAAUUUCAAACCUUGGCCUUAGAAAUACACCAGGAACUGAUUCUAAAGUUCCGCUUACUCCUGUCGCCAGCACUUCCGAAAUCUUUAAGAGUCCCGCUCAUGUUGGCCCAGGUAGUAUUGAGCCAAAAACAAAUGAAUCUGUGCUGCUCGGGGGGUCAAGCCCAAUGGGAACCAGACUGACCACAUUUAGGGUAAACGUGCAUGGUUGCAGCCCUAGUACGGGUUUUCAGCGUAUAGGACCAAGGCAAGAACCCCCUGAAGUUAGCAACGUAAGAGAGAAUGUGUGUUUGGAUUCAGAAAUACAAACUCACGCAACCUCUUCACCAGCUUCUCCGCACUACGUAGGAGACAACGGCGGAGACAUAGAUGUAAAUGUUGACAACGAUUGCGAUAGCCAACAAAUUGAGUCAGGGUCCAGCUCUGAAGACAAGGGGAAAGAUUCUGAAUGCGUUCCUGCCGAUGACGUGGUUUAUGAUGAUAAAGGAAAUGUUAUUUAUCAAUGGACAAGAGACGACGAUCGACUGAUUUUAGUUACGUGUCAAAUAAAUGGGGCCAAAGACUCAACUUUCGUUAAAAUUUCAGAAAUGUUGCCUGGAAGAACAAAAAAAGAGAUUCAGGAACGGUUUCUGAAGUUGAUGGAGUUGCUCUCAACUGCUGCUAAAAACUGAUUGUUGCCCGAGUGAAGAUUUGUAUAUAUUUUGAGCUCUAAAUCUAAAUCUAUAUAUUUUAGCAAAUUUUAGAAUUUUUCUAACUUUUCAGUCAACCUGCAGUAUUAAAGUAAUUGGUUGCUUACUCCAUUUGUAAUAUAAUCUGUCAUUUUAUUUUUUCCCAAUGUCUCCUGAGUCAUCUUGAAGUUUUUUUUUCUAAAAUGUCGUUCACUGUUGAGAUUUUUAUACUCUCAAGCUUUGCGUUUUUCUUUCUUCUGUUUGUUCAUGUAUACUAAUUUUAUGUCUACUAAAAGAAGACAUUAUUGGGUAUACCCUUGCUAGUUGUAGAAUAAAAAGAUCAGUAGCCCUGUAGAAAAGUGUCGUUAUUUGUAUAUAACUUACGAUUCAGCCUCUUACAGCAAAGUAACCCUACUAGCCGGGGAAUGGAGCAUGUUUCUCUGUAAAUAUUUUCAAGUCACACACAACGCACUGAUAUUGUAAAUAAGCAUGUGCUCUUAUUCCCUGUGAGACCUUUUUCAUACAACAGAGGAUAUCUAUCCAAUGUGGAAAAUGAUGAAGCUCCUCACCGAUCACUCCGACAACCAAUUAUCUUUAUUUUUCGAAGCCAGCCUCGUUGCCCUGAUUUUUACUCCCCUCCCCCCGCCCCACCUUGUACAUAACACCUUGUAGAAAGAAUUCAUAUCAAGGAAAUCAUUAUCCCCUUGAUUUCACCCUCUGUAGCCCAUCUUUACCAUGUAACUGUUAAUCUGUUCUUUCCUUCGUUAAUCAUCUAUUUCCCAUUGGCCCUUUAACAGUCAAAAAUUACGCAUUGUAGCAACAUGUUCUCCCCUUACCAAAUUGGGGACUUUUAUCUCCCCUAUGUAAUCAUCAGUUACCGUCUCAUUGUUUUUUAUGUACCCCUCUGUAACCAGCUUCUUCUUUCUUAUUAUCUAUCCUCAGCUCUAUUGAUGAAACCCUUUGUAAUUUGUUUCUAACUGCUAUACUUGUGUUUUCAAAUCGGUUAUUGC